Messenger RNA from Daldinia loculata, 1788 nucleotides. RefSeq lists its product as uncharacterized. The transcript is spliced from 2 exons. Bases 1 to 1788 code for a protein of 595 amino acids. The record is from RefSeq and is a predicted model, not a curated record. Gene Ontology annotation, cellular component: mitochondrion. Gene Ontology annotation, molecular function: GTP binding. NCBI's taxonomy places the organism in Eukaryota, Fungi, Ascomycota, Sordariomycetes, Xylariales, Hypoxylaceae.
AUGUCCUUGUCGAACCGACUUAAUGCCUUUCUAGCGAUGCCGCCCUCCCUGCGACUCGCUGUGAUCGGGGCCCCCUCACGAAUACGACCAAGUCGGAUCAGCCUUGCUUUGAAGGUUUAUAGAUCUACUGCCGCUUGGAAUUACGAUGAAGCUGCUGCCUUCUAUAUACCUGAGUCUCGACAAGGUCGCGUCGACAAUGUCUCGCUCGAAACACUUUGCAAAACAUCCCACAUGCGAUCAACUCCUGAUGAGCCUCUCCUCUCUGGACUAAGUACCCUCUUCACUAGGAAUCCCGCAACAUUCCAAUAUGGAGAAACAGAUUUCUACAAGCUCAAGAAAAACACUCUCAUCCCCGAAGUCUGUGUCCUCGGUCGAUCUAACGUUGGCAAGUCAUCUUUCGUUAAUGCUCUUGCUGGCCGAAGUCAACGAAGUCAAAACUCGCUGGCACGUAUUAGCAAGCACGCUGGAAAAACUAGAGAGAUGAAUACGUAUGGAUUUGGACCAGCACCGCUGCCGAAAGAUAUUGCCGCGUGGACUGCUGAACUUAAAGGGAAAGAGGAUAUCCCAACUCACACCUUUUACCUUGUGGAUAUGCCCGGAUACGGACACGCCUCUUUGGAGGACUGGGGACGUAAUAUCACGCUAUACCUGACCAAGAGGAUAGGCGUAAAAGGAGCCAUCAUCUUAAUCGAUGCCGAAGUUGGGCCCAAGGAGCUGGACUUACAGUGUUUACAACUAUUGAGCUCUGUCAAUAUGAGAACUUCCAUCGUUCUCACUAAGGCGGAUAAGGUUAAAGGUGGCCUACCCGCCUUGGGUGAUUUAUGUGCCAAGUUACGGGACAAUAUCCUCAAGAUUGAAAAUUCACAAGAGAAUUAUAAUUGGAAUUUGGACAGAGACGUGUUUGUCACUGCCCUUGGUGCGAGAGACGCUGCUGUCAUACAUUCAACAGCAUCGCACGCGAGAUUUGCUGUGGCUCGUUUAGCUGGGUUGAUAGAAACCAACCGACCGGACUCAGAAAAGAACGAGAAGUGGUCUGGCAAAGUUAUCUCGUUUGAAGACUUGCAGUAUGCGCCAAAGGAUUCCUUGCCCAAGAAGGUAGACAACUCUGCAUUUGCUAAACUAGAAUGGGCUGCGGGAAAGGCGCACGGGACUCGUUAUGGAAUCACACUAGAUGCGUUGAGCUCUUUUCAUUCGAGGAUUAUCACCCAACCCCAGGCUCGAAACUUCCACAGCGACAGCAAUAGGAUGAAACCCCCACGCGAACAGCGUGAUAGAGAACAGGAUUCACAGGAGAUGGUUGAUAUCUUAGACGAGUUCAUGAAAAAGAUUAGGGCUACUAACACAACUAGCAGCCAUGUUCGAAACAUGCGGCGGAAGAAUGAUAGGCGUCUACCCCCUGCACCUGAAAAACGCAACAUCCUCGGCAGACAGGAGGAAAAACUGCAGAAGGCCCUGAAGAAGCGCUUCCCCGAAGAUGCAGCUAGGUCGGAAAAAAUACGCGAGCAGAGGUCGACAAUUACGGGGGCACAGAGAGAAAAGGAACAAAAAGCCAAGGAAGAAGAAUGGCCCACUGACUUUCCUUCGCCGCGGGGCAAAGACGCAUUUAAGGCUCUAGUGACGCAACCGGCAUCGGAAGACGUCUCGCCAUCAUCUUCAGGACAAACUAAUAAGAAGAAACAAACAGGCCAGAAAAGCUCUGGCAAGAAACAAUCAAAGCGAAACGUGAAAGAGGUGGAGAUGGACGAGUUUGAUGCCAGAUUUGCCAAAGCACUUUCAGGAAAAUAUUAG